AUGGUUCGUGCUGUUCGACUUCUAUUGGUUGCAGGCAUUGGAGACGGCCAGCUGGCUGUCUACUACCUUUUUCGCUCGCAUGGCUCUAAGCGAAAGCAGCUGCACCAAAUCCAGGGAUUCGAUGCCUCGCGCCGCGUUGGAGACGUGGCAACAGCAGUGUCUCUUCCGAGCCGCCGCCUGCUUGACGAUGGGAGCCUCGCCGUGGAAACUGUUCUUGCGGGAUUUGAAAGCGGGCGUGUUGCCAUCUUCAAGACAUUUUUUCCGGAAGACUUCAUCAGCGAGUCUGGUGACAAAGCCAUGACUCUGGAAGAGGUCAUGGAAGAGCGGCAGAGAAUCAAAAGCCUUGCAAACGGUGAGCCGGUGCUGCAAGCGCAAGAACCGCUCCUGUUGGAGCACUACCAUUGUGACAGUCCUGUUGUGGCUCUGUUCUGGCACCAGAUUAUGGGCAUCUUCAGCAUCUCAACGAACGGACGUGUGGUUGUGGCUGAUAGCUGCGGUGUGAAAACUUUUUCCAUUGCAGAGGCAUGCGGCCGGAAUGCCACUGCCACGUCUGCGGACAUGUCCACUCAACUGGAGCAGCUCGCCGUGGCCGGUCAACGGGGGGUGCACCUCUGGCAGACCUUGUCCCAGGCAAAGUAUGGCGUUGUGGGCACAGUCCAGGAGGGCUCGGAUGUCCAUCCUGAGCAGAACGAUAACUUCAUGCUGGUGCGCUACAUGCCCUCUGGAAAGUUUCUCCUCACGCUGAGCCAAGACCGCGGUGAUGUCAAGCUUUGGGAUGCUAUGAGCCUGGAGUUGCAUUGCUCACUGCGGCCUGGAGAGAGCUCUGUAGACUGCGCAUUCUGGGAACCACGCUGGGAAACUCUUUUAAUCUUCACGGCCAGCGGCGUGACGGAGAUCGAGCUACAUGAGCAGGAGAUACAUCAGGACGAGGUGGAUCUGACGGGGCCUGUGAAGUCCUUGAGUCAGGCAAGGUCCUUUAGAACUACGAUUGUAGGCUUUUGA
Symbiodinium pilosum is the source of this 1002-nucleotide messenger RNA. NCBI's taxonomy places the organism in Eukaryota, Dinophyceae, Suessiales, Symbiodiniaceae. The record is from the annotation of a GenBank genome assembly.